Molecule: messenger RNA, 639 nt
Organism: Didymodactylos carnosus
Lineage: Eukaryota; Metazoa; Rotifera; Eurotatoria; Philodinida; Philodinidae
Source: the annotation of a GenBank genome assembly
AUGACAUCUCCACCAAUUGCUAUCUAUGAUGUCGAUAUGCACAAAUAUGCAUAUUCAUCGACUGGUGAGUUAGGCAGCAAAGGAUUGUCACCAUGCGUAGCAGUCAUCAUCGUGUUUUCAAAUCGUACUGUAAUGAUCGAACAUCGUUCUGAGAGUGAACUAUGUGAUAAAGGAGAUCAAUUCGACGCAACAGAUUUAUUUCUUGAUAUUGUCGAUAAUGUUAAAGCAAUGGAAAAACAAAAUUUGAAUAUCCAUUGGUCAAUAGAAGACAAACAUGAAUAUAACUUGAAUGAACAAUUUAUUGAUGCUCUAAUUGCACAUGAGAAAAGUGGUAGUUUUCAUUUUUUCGUUCGACAAUAUGUUCAUUUAGUUGACAACAUUACAAAGCAGAAAACAGCAAUUUGUUGCGGUUAUCUUCGAUACAAAUUGUUUGAUGAUAAUGAUGCAAAUGUACAACAAGGUAGUUUAUCAUUAGCUGGUGCUGAAUUCUACGUUGACAACGACAUUGCUGAACAACAUAAACAAGGAGCUGUACCGAUCAAAACGGAUGCUAUUGAUUUUAUUAAUUCAAUCAAUAACAUGUUCAAUCGUAUGGUCAAGUCGCCUCAAAAAGAUGUUGUUAUUAAAGAUUUUGAAUAA